This is a messenger RNA of Drosophila innubila, 603 nucleotides long. RefSeq lists its product as uncharacterized. The transcript is spliced from 2 exons. NCBI's taxonomy places the organism in Eukaryota, Metazoa, Arthropoda, Insecta, Diptera, Drosophilidae. Bases 1 to 603 code for a protein of 200 amino acids. The record is from RefSeq and is a predicted model, not a curated record.
AUGGAUAUUCUCAACGAUGAUUGCCAACUGCUCAUAAUAAAGUAUUUGAAAUUGAAAGAUCAAUUAUCGUUAUUUGAGGCAACCAAAGGAGAACGAUCAAAUCGUUUAAACUCGAAUCUGCGCUUCACCUGGCAACAUCAGCUGGGAUUUACUUUGGAUAUGGGCCAGUUUAAAGUCUUUGACGAGAAACCAGAACUGUUGAAUGAUUUCCUGUCCAUCAUUAGUCCAAAGGUGCAACAAUUGGCUCUAUGGGGCAUCACAACCAAGAGACUACAAAGUUGGACACACUACAAGUUUCCGGAAAUGAGAUCACUGGAUUACGUUCUGAGUACCGAUUUGAUGAAACACGACCCCUAUACAGAUUGUAACGACGAAUACUCCUAUUUUAAGGAACCGGACGUUAAACUAGUUAUACAAUUAAUUGCACAGCUAUUUCCAGAACUGAACACCCUCAAUCCUGAUAGUCCAUUUGAUUUGAUCCACUUGACAAAUUGGAUGGAUUUGCGCAAACUGGACUUGGGCCAAUGUCGUACCAUUUCCCGAACAGAUGAGCUUGGCAAAAUAUCCGAAGAAAAGUCCGCUACCAAUGAGGAAACUUUAUAA